This is a messenger RNA of Perkinsus marinus ATCC 50983, 965 nucleotides long. RefSeq lists its product as hypothetical. Gene Ontology annotation, molecular function: RNA binding. NCBI's taxonomy places the organism in Eukaryota, Perkinsozoa, Perkinsida, Perkinsidae. The record is from RefSeq and is a predicted model, not a curated record. The transcript has 9 exons. Bases 1 to 951 code for a protein of 316 amino acids.
AUGACGGUCCUUGAUGGUUUUUAUGAUUUCUUUGUCAGUUACGCCUCCCCAUACGCUCCACGUAGUCCAUCGUCAUCUUGGAAUCGGGAGAGUAGUUGGCGUGGUCGUCGGAGCAGCGGUGGCAGUAGCAACAAUGCAUGGGAUACAUGGUCUGAGGAGCACAAGGGCGGUGCUGGUGGUGGCAGUCAGCAGUGGGGAGGGGGGCGUGGCGAGCCUUGGUCGGCUGGUCGUCAUGGCAGGAUAACACAGCGGGAGUCUGUUGACGAGGAUCGUACUAUACGGGAACAUUUGAAAUUCCGAUCGAGGAAGCCCGUCGAUGAAACACUGGCAGUAGCAGCAAGGAUAGUGAGGGAUAACGAGAAUAUGAUGUCCAUACAAAGUACAGUAGUUAUCCCUGACAUACCGAGCCACGCAGCUGCCCUUAUCAUUGGCAGUCAAGGAGCGAUGAUUCGCGAGUUGAAGGACUCCAGUGGUGCUAAUGUAGUGGUAAAGGAUCGAGGGGAUGGCCGACGUAACGUAUUGAUUUCUGGUCAUUUAUCGGCGGUUCAUGGAGCGAUGCUAGCCGUGUGCGAGCUGAUACGUUUGGCUGAGGAGAAGAGGAAUAUUCCUGGGGCUAUAUCACAACGGGGAGGAAUGCGGAGCCUCGUGGCUAAAAUGCUCGCACUUAAUCAGCCUGGUCGGGAACUGAGAAAAGAAGAGGAAGCUGAGCGAUCUCCUGGUAUAGAUGAGGACAACGUUAAACCGUCGAAGCGAGCUCGGUUGGUGGAGGUGGAGGAGGAGCCACUGUCAGCAGAACGGCAGGAGGAAGAGGAGGAGGAGGAGGAUUUGGUGGUCGGCGGCGGAGGUGGUGUCGUGGCUAGUCAACCCCAGAGUGAACGUACCAGUGAGGAAGCUGAGCUGGUCGAAGUGUGUUCUCCACCGUCAUCACCGAGAGGAGAUUAUGAACAGUGAAUAUAACGUAGAGU